Solea senegalensis (Senegalese sole) is the source of this 2206-nucleotide messenger RNA. RefSeq names its product CWC25 spliceosome associated protein homolog (gene cwc25). Gene Ontology annotation, cellular component: U2-type spliceosomal complex. Gene Ontology annotation, biological process: mRNA splicing, via spliceosome. The transcript has 9 exons. Lineage: Eukaryota; Metazoa; Chordata; Actinopteri; Pleuronectiformes; Soleidae. The record is from RefSeq and is a predicted model, not a curated record. Bases 115 to 1320 code for a protein of 401 amino acids.
UCGGUUGCUCAAUUUCUAGCUAGUGGCGAAGCGUCGUUGUUCCGUCGUCACAUUUUAAAGUAGAUUUUUGUCUUCUACGGUUUAUAUUUGGAUUAAAACUACCAAGUUUUCAAGAUGGGGGGCGGUGAUCUGAACCUGAAAAAGAGCUGGCAUCCCCAGACUAUGAAAAAUAUUGAGCGGGUCUGGAAAGCCGAGCAGAAACAUGAGGCCGAACGCAAGAAGAUUGAGGAGCUGCAGAAACAGCUGAAAGAUGAACGAGCCAGAGAAGAAAUUACAAGAUAUGCAGAGGACUCUGGAGCCAUCAAAAAAAAGGAUGAUCGUCUGGACUGGAUGUACCAGGGCCCUGUUAGUAGUGUGUCCAGGGACGAGUAUCUGCUUGGACGUUCCAUUGACAAGCAGAUCACUGACCAAUAUGAGGAGCCAGAGAGCGGUCCAUCAGCUGAGACCGGUCUCCUACCCGGUUCCAUCUUCAACCCAGCAACCCCGGCCUCCAAUCUGGACCUGGCUGCCAAGAUCAGGGAAGACCCACUCUUUGAAAUCAGGAAACGUGAAGAAGAAAAGAAGAGGGAAGUCUUGAGUAACCCUGUGAAGAUGAAGAAGAUCAAGGAAAUGCUGCGCCAGAAUCUUGACAAGAAAGAAAAGAAAAAGAAGAGGAAGAAGGACAAAAAGGAAAAGAAAGACAAAGAGAGGAGAAAGGAGAAGAAACACAAGAGACGGAGUUCAAGCUCAAGCUCUAAUGAGGAAGAUGAGAAAAAACACAGGUCACAUUCACGAGAUGACUUUUCAGCAGACAUCAAGUCUCGUCCCCAUCAUCUACUCGGCUACGGCCUACAGCUCCCCACUGGUCGACAUCACCAGUUGUCGGCUGCCCCCAGUCAAUCAUUGCACCGUGAAAGGAGCCGUUCUCGAUCACCUCGCAAGAACCACAGGGACAAUCAUCAUUCCUCCUCUUCCAGGCACAAGAGCGACAGGAAGGCUGAGCCCAGAGACUCCAGCCCACAGACGAAGCGUUACCAGAGACAGACGAACCACGUGUCUAAGAAGCUUUCAGCAGAAGAACUGGAGCGAAAGAGACGGGAUAUGAUGGACGAGGCCAAGCAGAGGGAGGAGGACAGAGAGAACAAUGUGAGGAGAUAUAAGAGGCAAGAGGAGCAGGAAAGGCAGCGGGACCAAAGUGCUAAACACGAGCCUCACGCUGGCUUCAUACAUAACAUGAAGUUGGAGAGUGCAGCCAGCUCUUCUUUGGAGGACAGAGUGAAGAGGAAAAUCCACUCCAUUCAGAGAACACCGGCCGCCUUGGACAACUUCAUGAAGAGAUGACAACACAACACAUUUACCAUUCUAAACAUGAACUAAAUUAAACAUAUUUACCGCUUCAUUCUCAACACGAGGGUCGCGGCGCAGGAGUUGGAGCCAAUCCCAAGGUGGGGUCACACCCUGGAAAGGUCGCCAGUCCAUCGCCCGUCUCACAUACAGAGACAACCACAGCUAUGGUCAAUUUAGAGUGUUCAAUGAAGCUCUGCACGUGGGAGUGCCCAGAGAUAUUCCACAGUGUGUGUGUGGAAUAUCUCUGGGCACUCCCACUCCCACAGGGAGAACAUGAAAACUCCACACACAAACAGCCUUGGUUAAACCAGGCACCUUCUUGCUGUGAGACAAUAGUGCUUACCACUACUCCACAGUGAUGGAUGGAGUGGUGAGACGCUGUCUCAGUUCUGAGAAUUUGUUUAAUUAGGAGCAUUUGUCUAUGAGCAGCAUCAUUAAAUAAAUUAAAGGACAGAUUUUGAUGUAAAUUCCUUGCAAUGCAAUUUGUGGCCCAGGAAUGAUUUAUUACAUUUUGGUGGUGAUCCAGAUAUGGAUCUGUUUUUUAGGAUUUUUUUUUAAUUAGGAGUUAUAAACCUUGCGAGAUUUGGGAGUGUUUUGAGACUCUGGGGAACGGAGUGGCCUCUGUGAAAGUUUGAAAAGCAGAUUACGCAAGGAUAACGUAAUGCUAACACACGUGUGUCGUGUCUGUUUGGCUGAUCAAGUCUGGCUGCACCUGAGCAGCACAGGAACUCUGGGUGAUAAAAGAAAUCUGUACAGACAACUGUUUUUUUUAUCUUUUACAGUAAAAUAGCACCUGAUUUCAUUUCAGAGUUUUUUGUAAUAUAUGUUUGAUACUUGGUGUAUUUCUGUGAGAAUCAACUGGAUUAAAAAGUGCAGUCCA